Pogoniulus pusillus (Red-fronted tinkerbird) is the source of this 7974-nucleotide messenger RNA. Its product is annotated as dystrobrevin beta. Bases 240 to 2162 code for a protein of 640 amino acids. Gene Ontology annotation, cellular component: plasma membrane; synapse. Gene Ontology annotation, molecular function: zinc ion binding. The transcript is spliced from 22 exons. The record is from RefSeq and is a predicted model, not a curated record. Lineage: Eukaryota; Metazoa; Chordata; Aves; Piciformes; Lybiidae. Gene Ontology annotation, biological process: synaptic signaling.
UUGGUUGGGCGCCGCGAGGCGGCCGGGGACCGUUGGCGCGGGAGGCUGACGGAGGCGCUCGGGCCGCCCGCGCCCGCGGAGCCCUCACCGGCCGGCGGCUGCAGCCCGCCAGGACGCUGCUUCUCGCCCCGCGGCGUCCUCGGACCGCCGUCCCUGGGAGAGAUCGUGAUUAAAUGCUUGAAGAAACUGAGCCCAGGAGAGUGGAAGUUGUCCUGAGAGACGUCUCAGUGUAAUUCAGAAUGAUUGAGGAGAGUGGGAAGAGGAGGAGGACAAUGGCAGAGAAAAGACAGCUGUUCAUGGAAAUGAGAGCCCAGAAUUUUGAUGUCAUCAGACUUUCAACAUACCGAACGGCCUGUAAGCUGCGCUUCGUACAGAAGAGAUGUAAUCUUCAUCUUGUUGAUAUCUGGAAUAUGAUUGAAGCCUUCCGAGAUAAUGGCCUUAACACUUUGGAUCAUAACACAGAGAUCAACGUGUCUCGACUAGAAACAAUCAUUUCAUCCAUCUACUACCAGCUAAACAAACGCCUUCCUUCUACUCACCAAAUCAGUGUAGAGCAAUCCAUCAGCCUCCUCCUCAACUUCAUGAUAGCAGCAUAUGACAGUGAGGGCCAUGGGAAGCUGACAGUGUUUUCAGUGAAAGCUAUGUUAGCAACAAUGUGUGGUGGUAAAAUCCUGGACAAAUUGAGAUACAUUUUCUCUCAGAUAUCCGAUUCAAACGGCCUCAUGAUCUUUACAAAGUUUGAUCAGUUCUUGAGGGAAGUUCUGAAGCUCCCAACAGCUGUCUUUGAGGGGCCUUCCUUCGGAUACACGGAGCAUUCUGUACGGACCUGCUUCCCACAGCAAAAAAAGAUCAUGCUAAACAUGUUUUUAGACACGUUGAUGGCUGACCCACCUCCUCAGUGCCUUGUGUGGCUGCCUCUCAUGCACAGACUUGCCCAUGUUGAAAAUGUCUUCCAUCCUGUGGAGUGUUCGUAUUGCCGGUGCGAGAGCAUGAUGGGUUUCCGGUACCGAUGCCAGCAGUGCCACAACUACCAGCUCUGUCAAAACUGUUUUUGGCGUGGCCAUGCCAAUGGUCCUCACAGCAAUCAGCACCAGAUGAAGGAGCAUUCCUCUUGGAAAUCACCUGCGAAGAAAUUGAGCCAUGCAAUUAGCAAAUCCCUUGGUUGUGUACCAAGUCGAGAGCCACCUCGUCCUGUGUUUCCUGAGCAGCCAGAAAAGCCUCUUGAUCUUGCACAUAUAGUUCCUCCUCGACCUCUGACUAACAUGAAUGACACCAUGGUAACCCACAUGUCCUCUGGAGCACCUACCCCAACAAAAAGGUCACCCCACACCAUGGAUGCUGCCAGCCCACUUGCUGACGAGCACACACUGAUAGCCACCUACGUGAGCCGGCUGCAGAGCGGGGCACGGUUAGUGUUAGGGAAGCGUUCCCGGAGCAGGGACAGCAGCGUCCUGGACAGCCCUGGCCGGCUGGACGAGGAGCACAGGCUGAUUGCCAGAUACGCCGCCCGGCUGGCUGCUGAAGCUGGAAAUGCACCUCGCCCACCUACAGACCUGGGUUUCAGCUUUGAUGCCAACAAACAACAAAGACAGCUGAUUGCAGAGCUGGAAAACAAAAACAGGGAGAUACUGCAGGAAAUUCAGCGUCUCAGGCUGGAACAUGAACAAGCCUCUCAACCCACUCCUGAGAAAGCCCAGCAGAACCCAACGUUAUUGGCUGAGCUCAGGCUUCUACGACAGAGAAAGGAUGAAUUGGAGCAGAGAAUGUCUGCACUUCAAGAAAGCAGAAGAGAACUGAUGGUGCAGCUCGAAGGGCUGAUGAAACUGCUCAAAGAAGAAGAGCAAAAGCAGGCAGUGCAAGCAGCAGGCUCAGCACACUCCUCGCCCACCCACGGAGCCAGCCACCCCAUGCCCAUGCCUGUCAGAUCCACCUCUGCAGGCUCUACCCCAACUCAUGGCCCGCAGGAAGCGCUCGUAGGGGUCGGGGGAGACGUGCAGGAAGCUUUCACGCAAGGUACAAGGAGGAACCUCCGCAACGACCUACUAGUAGCAGCUGAUUCCAUCACAAACACCAUGUCCUCACUGGUGAAGGAGCUUCAUUCUGCAGAGGAAGAAGAUGAAGAAGAAACAGAAAAAAUACAGAAUGGAAAGGACCAAGGUUAGACAGAUGCCUGCAGGCUGUACAACAAUCCAGGCACGGAGGCUGCGCUUGCCAUCGAGAGCCUUCUCCCCGCCCUCUGGAAGAGGCCCCUCUCAGCCGACACAUUCACCACCCUGCAACUGUGACUGAGCUCAACCACCUGCUGACGAAAGCGGCUUUCUCCAACCCACCUGGAGGGCUUUCCCCGUGGGCACUUGCCUCUUAGGUCAUUGCAUGUCCUACUUCCCUCCAUCUGUCUACUAAUGAUACCCAAACCCAUCACAGGCAGCGAUUUGAGGGAGGUUUCGGUGAAAACAGCACAAAAGGAAAGCUCAUACUGGCAACUCCUGCUUUGUGUCCUGAUCUUCUUUGAUUUCCUCCCAGAUGGUGUCACGGUGGCUUCACAGGCAGGUUAUUAUCUCCUGACUUGUCCACGUGCGUGAUAAAAUGGGUAUGGAGCCCCCCAAAGUGGGGGGGGGUCCCUUGCUUGCAUGACACAGAGGGGAUGUGGCCAUCAAAACCAAGCACACCUGAAAACAGUGCUCUGUGUGCCCGUGUCUGGUUGCCAUCAUGUGUGGCGUUGCCUGUCUCAGCCCCGGGGGUAAGCUGGCAGGGUACCUCAUGGAUGGAGGGAUGCCCAAGCAGAGGAACAGCAGUGGUGGGGAUGGGCCACUAGCUCCCUGCCUCCUGGCUCUGCUGCUCUUCAGACUGUUAAAAGAGGUCCCCUUUUUAGCAGGGGAAUUCAGGGAUGGUCAUUGCCAAGCUUAGGUCAGCAUCUCUGCCUUCAUUGCACAGCGCAGUGGACAGAAGGGACCUCUGAGUGCCAUCUAGUCCAGCCUCCCUGAUAAAGCAGGGUAACCCAGAGCAUGCUGGAGAGAUUUGGAGUCUCUCCAGAGAAGAAGACUCCACAACCUCUCUAGGAAGCCUGGCCAGGGCUCUGGCACCCUCACAGGAAAGCUGUUGUUCCUCAUGUUCAUGCAGAACUGCCUGGGUUCCAGUUCACGUCCAUUGCCCCUUGUCUUGUUGCUGGGCACCACUGAAGAGUCUGGCCCCAUCCUCUUGCCUCCUGCCUCUUAGAUAUUGAUGAGCAUUGAGAAGAUCUGUUCUCAGUCUGCUCUGCUCCAGGCUAAACAGAACCAAGUCUCUCAGCCCUUCUUCCUCACAGAGAUGCUCCAGGCCCCUCAGCAUCUUUGUAGCUUCUCUCCAGUACUCUUGAACUGGGAAGCCCAGAACUGGACCCAGGACUCCAGGUGUGACCUCACUCAGGCACAGCAGUGGGAGAGGAGAACCUCCCUCAGUCUUCUGAAUGCACCCAGGGAGACCUUGCCCUUCUUGACUGUGACAUCAAGUUGCUGGCUGAUGGGGAACUUGUCCACUCGCAGGUCCUUCUCCACAGAGCUGCUUUCCAGCAGGUCAACCCCUAACCUCCCCUGGUGCAGGGGAUUAUCAGGACCCUGCCCUUGCCCUUGGUGAGGUUCACAAGGUUCCCCUCUGCCCUGCACCCCAGCCUGCCUGGGUCUCACCAAACGGCAGCACAGCCUGCCGUGCUUGUCAGCCGCUCCUCCCAACUUCGUGCCAUCAAAAGUGUUUCCAAAACACCUGGGGCUGAGUUUUGUUUCAGACUAAGAGAAAUAACCCAGUGGUGUAGCCUGAGGCUGGCAGCAAACCGCUGCCUGGGCCUUUCUUGCGCAGCUGCUUAGAAAACCUCAGCGGCAGCUCCAGCCAUGGGCGGGUUUUUGGUUGGGUGUUUUGUGUUUCUUGUCUUGGUGCUCAGGAAUGUUAUUUUUAGUGGCAGGAGCCGAGUGCCCUGGUGCAGCUAUAAAUAUUUAUGGAGGGUGAUGAACGGGAAGCAGUGAUAAGCCCUGAAACCAGCCCUCAGCUUCUCUUCCUGUCUGAACCCAUGCCCGGCCCCGGUGCUCGGUGGAAAGCGCUCGCUGGGUACCUACAGCCCUUGGGAAGAGAGGAAAUAAACAGAAGUGGUGGCCACAGCUCGGGGUGAAUAUAAAUAUUGUGAAUGAGCUGUCAAGAAGGAGAGGAAAGUGAUGAUAACCUGGUGCAGCACUGCUGGCUUCAGCCUCCCAGGCGGAGCACAGGCAAGGUCCCGUGUGCGCCUGUGGCUGAGUGUGAUGAAUUGCAAUCAGAAACACAGAGCUGUGCAGUGGUUUUGGUUGAAAGAGUCCAACUGUUAACCCAGCACUGCCAGGUCACCACUGAACCCUAUCCCUCAGCACCACAGCUACACAGCUGCUAAGCCUCUCCAGGCAGGGGUACUCCAGCGCUGCCCUGGGCAGCCUGUUCCAAGGCUUGACAACCCUUUUUGGGAAGAGGUUGUUCCUCAUGCCCGACCUAACCCUCCUUUGGUGCAACUUGAGGCCCUUUUCUCUUGUCCUGUCACUUGUUGUUCCUCAGGCCCGACCUAAACCUCCUUUGGUGCAACUUGAGGCCCUUUUCUCUUGUCCUGUCACUUGUUCCUCACAAGAAGAGGCACUUCUUGUGCCGGGGGAGGUCUAGGCUGGAUGUUAGGAGGAAGUUGUUGGCAGAGAGAGUGAUUGGCAUUGGAAUGGGCUGCCCAGGGAGGUGGUGGAGUCACCGUGCCUGGAGGUGUUCAAGCAAAGCCUGACUGAGGCACUUAGUGCCAUGGUUUGGUUGAUUGGCCAGGGCUGGGUGCUAGGUUGGACUGGAUGAUCUUGGAGGUCUCUUCUGACCUGGCUGAUUCUAUGAGACAAGACCUAGCCCCACCUGGCUCCAAUCUCUUUCAGGGAUUUGUAGGAAUUGAGAAGAUCUUCCCUGAGCCACCUGCACUCCAGGCUAGAUAACACCAGUCCCCUCAGCUGCUUCUCACAAGGUUUGUGCUCUAGACCCUUCACCAACUUAAUUGCCCUCCUUUGGACGUACUCCAGUACCUCAAUUUCCUUCUUGGAGUGAGAAGCCCAAAACUGAAUCCCCAAGUCCUCCUCCACCAGGCUGCUCUCCAUCCCUUCAUCCCCCAGCCUGAACUGAUACUGAGGGCUGCCCCAGCCUAGGUGCUGGGUCUUGCACUUGGCCCUGUUGAACCUCUGGAGGGUCAGACUGUCUCACUAUUCCAGCUUGUGGGGAUAACUCUGGGUACAUCCUGUCCUUCAGGUGUGCCAACUGCACCGCUCAGCUUGGUGCCAUCACCAGUGCCAAGUACAGGAGGGUGAUCGCUGCUCUGGUCAUGUACCCUGUGAUUGUCCCUUCUCAUUUUUGCUGCCAUGAGAGGCAAAACCUUCUGCCACAGCCAACACCCUGCCCACCAGCACCUCUCAGCCUGUGGUCCAGCUGCAGCCAGAGUACAUGAUGGUGGCACCACUGAGACCUGUCACCACAGCUGCUCCAGCUGGCCAGGUGCUCAGAGGGGAGACAGUGGGGACAUCACCUGCCUUUGCAGGGGUCCAUUCCCUGUAAUGUGGGCAAUGCCAACGGGACCAUUGAUUAGCUGGGUUGGUAGUGCCCUGAGCAGGCUGUGCACAUCCAAGGAUGUCACUUAGGAAGGUCGUUGCCAGUCUCCAGAGACUGUUUGUCAAGCCCAGCUGGUGCCGUGGUCUCAGUACCAUGGAGUCUGCCCUCACCACGCUGCUGUCCCAGGUACCAGCGUGGCACUGGACCAGGCAGCUGUGGCCAUUGAGGGGGUUGCUGUGAGAGGCAGAAUGUCUGAGGCCAUUUUUCACCCCAGUAAUGCCAGGCACCUCCUCCAGUGAUGUGCUGGACAUUGUGUAGGGGGAUAAAAAAGAACCCCAGCACUCCAGUUUGCUCACAGGGAGCUUGGAAACCUGAUUGUUUGCCUUUGGAAACGUCGCCUUAAACCUCCCUGGGAGGAAUGUGGAGAUGUGCCUACGUGUGGGAGUGUGUGCCCAUGGGUGUGGAGUGUGUGCCUAGAGGGCAGGGGAGUAUAUGCCCAUGUGCUUGUGCCCAUGGAUGUGGGAGUGUGCCCGUGGGGGUGUGCCCAUGUGUGUUGUGUGUGCCCAUGUGCUGAUUGUUCUCCAAUGACUUUGCUCAGCCUGUGCUGGAAUUCCCUAGCCAAUAGCAUCAGAAGGACAGAAUGGUUUGGGUGGGCAGGGACCUCUCAAGCUCAUUUAGACCAAAGCCCUGCAGCCAGCAUUAACAUCUCCAACUGAAGCAUAUUGCUCAGAGCCCCACUCAACCUGACCUGGAAUGUUUCCAGGGGUAAGGCUGCUACCACCACCCUGCAUACCCAUGGCAGAAACAAUUUCUUCCUUUUCUCCAGUCUGAAUCUCCCCUCAUUUAGUUUAAAACCAUCACCCCUUCUCCUCUCACAGCAGGCCCUGAUAAAAACUCUGUCCCCAGCUUUGUUACAGGCCCUUUUAAGUACUGAAAGGCCACAACAAGGUCUCCUGGAGCCUCCUCUUCUCCAGACUGAGCAACCCCAACUCUCUCAGCCUGUCCUCACUGCAGAGAGGUUCCAGCCCUUGCACUAUUGUUGUGGCCUCCUCUGGAGGCACUCAAACAGAUCCAUGCCUCUCUUGUGCUGAGGACUCCAGAGCUGAACACUGCAGGUGAGGUCUCACUAGAGCAGAGCAGAGGGGCAGAAUCCCCUCCCUCAACCUGCUGGCCAUGAUGGUUUGGGUGCAGUUGUUUUUUUGUGCUGUCAGUGCACAUUGCCAGCUUCUGUCCAGCUUUUCCCCCACCAGCACCCCCAAGUCCUUCUCCACAGGACUGCUCUCCAUCCUUUCAUCUCCCAGCCUGAACUGAUGCUGAGGGCUGCCCCAGCCCAGGUGCUGGGCCUUGCACUUGGCCUCAUUGAGCCUCUGGAGGGUCUCACACUGUCCACACUGUCUCACUUUUCCAGCUUGUGGAGAUCACUCUGGCUGCAUCCUCUCCUCCAGGUGUGUCAGCUGCACCGCUCAGCUUGGUGCCAUCUGCACACUUGCUGAGGAUGCACUUUGAUCCCACUGUGACAUUGAUGGAGAUACUAAACAGCACUGGUCCCAGUGUGGCCCUCUGAGCAACACCACUGUGCACCCAUGAAUCCUGACCCACCCUUCUGCCAUCGCCCCAGCGGCUAUAGAGCCACCAGGAACCGUGUCACUUCCUGCGAGCCACGUCCCUGCGUUGGCAUCCCCGGACAGGGGGAGUUGGCAUCCCCCAGCUGGUGCCUCCGUGUCAGUGGUUAAUGCCAGGAGAGGGAACCCCCCAGUUUUCCUGGUGUAGGGAAUAGGGAUGGGCAUGGUGCAGGAUGCUGCACACCCAGCUGGUCUGUCAGCAGCGUGCAGAAGGAAAGCGCUGGCUCGGGCCGCUUGUGCCGUCCCUCGGCACAUGCAUUCCUCCCCACUUGUGCCGUCCCUCGGCACAUGCAUUCCUCCCCACUUGUGCCGUCCCUCGGCACAUGCAUUCCUCCCCACUUGUGCCAUCCCUCGGCACAUGCAUUCCUCCCCACUUGUGCCAUCCCUCGGCACAUGCAUUCCUCCCCACUUGUGCCGUCCCUCGGCACAUGCAUUCCUCCCCACUUGUGCCGUCCCUCGGCACACGCAUUCCUCCCCACUUGUGCCGUCCCUCGGCACAUGCAUUCCUCCCCACUUGUGCCGUCCCUCGGCACAUGCAUCCUUCCCCAAGCCCCAUCCCUGCCCACAUGAUCAGGGCGUCCUUGGUGGUAGAGCCCAGCAGUCAGAGGGACAGGAACCAUGCCAAGCUUUGGUGCUUGGCACAGUGCGAGCGCAGCCAUGGGCACGGAUAUGCGCGAGAGCGGUUGGCAAAGACGAUGCUGUGAGCCUGGGGAACGAGUCUAAGAGAAAGCUGUAAACUGGAAGCCAUGUUCUGUCAUCUGCCAAACACUUAAUAAACUCAUCUCAGCCCUGA